AUGAAGACAUUUCUAUAGAGGACUUAAAAGAAUAGCUCUGCUCUGAGAGUUAUUACAACAAGAAAUAUAACUACUCAAAAUAAGGCUUUGGUUUUCUCUAGACUAUGUGAAAAUGGCUAGGGGAAUUUAUUUAAGUUCCACUAGGAUGAAAAACUCUUAAGUGACCAGUUGAAUUUCCACUACUCUACCUUCUGGAACGAUUUUUCUCAUUUCAGUUUGUACAAAACUUCUUCUGAUUUAGUUGAUUCUGAUGACACUCCCAUUAACUACAGUGACUUAAGUAAAAAUAACGAGGAAAAUUUCGCCUUUGCAGAUAGGAAUAAAUAUGUCAAUGUAGAUCACUCUGACUUUAAUUUAAGAGUUGACAAUCAAGGUGAUGAUUCUGAACUGAUUUGUGAAAAUUUUGAGAUAUUUAAAUAAUAAGAUAAGGACAAAGCAAAUUACUUUGAUCUUUAUGCACAUAUCCCUCAAGACUUCAAUCUAGAUGUGCAUGUUAAUGGAGAUAUCACUGGAGUAAAUAUGAAGGAUACGAAGCUCAUAGCGAAAAAGGUUCAUCUAGAAACUACAGGUAGCAACACUUAAAUUUAAACGAGAAGAUUGAGGAAUGAUGAGUGCAAACUUAAAACAAAUGAUGGCAACAUAUUGGUAGGUUCAUAUAUCGAGACAGGUGUUCUUAACUUGGAAACAAACUCAGGAAAUGUGCUUAUUAAUAAGAAGCUAGGAAUAAAUUAAAGAGGAACACUAAAGACCUAAAAUGGUUUGAUACAGAUUGGGUCUGUGUUCUCAAACAUGGCUCAUCUUCCCGAAGCAUUAUACUUGAGUACAAGUAUCGAUAAAAUAUUAGGAUAGUUUAGAUCAAACAAUCAUUAUUACAAUGAAGGGUUGAAUAUCUUCGGUAACAAUUAGAUCUAUAUUGAAAAUAUGCAGGGAGUUGUUAACUUGACUUAGAAGUCUCAGAGUAGAAUUCAAUUAAAUGCAGUGGAAAAUGGUAAGUUCUAAAUCCAUGCUCCUGAGACUUAAGUUAUCCUUCAUCUUCGAAGCCUACAUGAUAUUUCAUAUGUAAUGUGUAAAUCUCUUGAGUUACUACUACCAGAUGAUCUGGAAAAUUGCAACAUUUAUGAUGCUAGAUAGAAUAAAUUCAUUCAUUCUAUCAAUAACAGUAAUGAGGGUGUCUUUCCAACACUAGCUGUAGAUGCUCCAACUUUGAUAGUCGAUGCAUUAGAUAAAGUAGAUGUGAAGAUUAUGAGUAGAUUUGAGAUUUUGAAAAAGCAACUCAUGGAGAAAAUGGAACUUAAGAAAGCUGAGAGCAGAAGAUUUAAAAAUCUGUGA
Molecule: messenger RNA, 1329 nt
Organism: Stylonychia lemnae
Lineage: Eukaryota; Ciliophora; Spirotrichea; Sporadotrichida; Oxytrichidae
Source: the annotation of a GenBank genome assembly